Molecule: messenger RNA, 528 nt
Organism: Naegleria gruberi
Lineage: Eukaryota; Heterolobosea; Eutetramitea; Acrasida; Naegleriidae
Exons: 1
Coding region: 1-528 (175 amino acids)
Source: RefSeq, a predicted model, not a curated record
AUGGCUCAAAAUCAACCGCAACUUAUCACUCCUCGACCUGCAUUUUCGGGUUUUCAAAGAUUUAUGAAUGGAGUAUUCGUCUUGUUAAUGUGUUUGGAUUUUUUCAUCAGCGGAUUUGGAUAUGUAAAUUAUACAGAAAAUGCUAUUCAGUCGAUGGUAAUUUUUGAAUCGGAUCCAGUUACUACACCAGGAUCAACGAAAAUUGUAGGAAUUCUUUCUCUUUUACUUACACAAUUGGGUUGGAUUUAUAUGGUUUUGGGAAUUUUAGGAUUUUUAGCCUUGUUCUUCAAGAGAAGAUCCAUGUUAUUGUUUGUCAUGUCUUUGGUGAUGAUUAUUACAACAUCUGUUAAAAUUCAUUACAUUACAAAGAAUAAUCCGCAUGAUACUUUGUCUUCGGAGUUGCAAGAAAUUGUUAAAUUUGAAGUAGUGCAAUUAGUUAUUGGUUUACUAGUUGCUUUCAUUUCAUAUAUUGAACGUGGAAGAAAUGACUUGCCUGUCAAUGUUGAAGCAGAAAAGAAACAAGAUUAA